AUGGCCACCCCACUCGACACCGACGCUGGUACUGAGCUGUUCAAGCACUAUGAGACCGAAUACCAACUGGUCCAAGCGGACCUAGUGCAGAAGCUCGAACAAAUUGUGGAGCUGUCGGGGGAGCCGAGGAAGGCGGCGCUGAGUGCCGCUGAGCGGGCGCUGGAAGAGACGGGCGAGUUGGUCGACCAGAUGCAGAUGGAGAAGCAGAACGUACCCUCGACACAGCGCGCCGCCAUCAACCGGCGGUUGCGUGACUACAAAACAGACGUCGACGGUUACCGGCGGAAGCUGCGGACGCUGGCAGAUGAUAAGAGCGCGCUGUUCGGUUCUCGGUAUACCGACAACCCGGGGUCCUCGUCAGGAGAUGCCCAUUUCGAACAGAGGCAGCAGUUGUUGUCGGGCACGGAUCGUUUGGACCGCAGCACGCAGCGGCUUAAGGCCAGCCAGGUACUGGCGAACGAGACUGAGGCGAUCGGGGCCAACACGCUUGCGCAACUGCAACAACAGCGCGAGACGAUUGACCACACCACCAGGGUCCUGUAUGAGAGCGAAGGUUAUGUUGAUCGAAGCAUCAAGAGCCUCAAAGGGAUCGCUCGUAGGAUGGCUACCAAUCGGGUGAUCACCAUUGCCAUCAUCACGGUUCUAGUUCUUCUCAUCAUUGCGGUUAUCUUCAGCAAGUUCAAGUGA
Chaetomium globosum CBS 148.51 is the source of this 687-nucleotide messenger RNA. Its product is annotated as vesicle transport v-SNARE protein VTI1. The coding region runs from base 1 to 687 and encodes 228 amino acids. The record is from RefSeq and is a predicted model, not a curated record. NCBI's taxonomy places the organism in Eukaryota, Fungi, Ascomycota, Sordariomycetes, Sordariales, Chaetomiaceae. Gene Ontology annotation, cellular component: endoplasmic reticulum membrane; ER to Golgi transport vesicle membrane; late endosome membrane. Gene Ontology annotation, molecular function: SNAP receptor activity; SNARE binding. The transcript is spliced from 3 exons. Gene Ontology annotation, biological process: Golgi to vacuole transport; retrograde transport, endosome to Golgi; intra-Golgi vesicle-mediated transport.